Torulaspora delbrueckii is the source of this 1539-nucleotide messenger RNA. Its product is annotated as glycosyltransferase family 8 protein. Gene Ontology annotation, cellular component: cytoplasm. The record is from RefSeq and is a predicted model, not a curated record. Gene Ontology annotation, molecular function: glycosyltransferase activity. The coding region runs from base 1 to 1539 and encodes 512 amino acids. The transcript has a single exon. Lineage: Eukaryota; Fungi; Ascomycota; Saccharomycetes; Saccharomycetales; Saccharomycetaceae.
AUGUCGAAACCCAGGUAUGCUGUGGCGACUCUACUCUAUACAACGGAAUAUCUUCCCGGGGUGUUUACCCUUGGUUAUCAGUUGAACAAGAUCUUGAGAAACAGGAAGGAGGUCGCUACCUGUUUGGUUAUCUCGAAGGAUUUGUAUAACAACACUAUGAGUGAUUUGUCCAAGAAGUUGCUGCGAAGACUUUACGACUAUAUUUACGAAGUGAACCCCUUAGAUGAUCAUGAAUAUUGUGUCAGGAAAAACGCUGAGAAUUUAAAAUUAUUGGGUAGACCGGAGUUAUCUUUUACGCUUAUCAAAGCAAGACUAUGGGAACUGACACAGUUUGAUCAAGUGUUGUAUUUGGAUGGGGAUACUUUACCUCUCAACGAGGAAUUCCUUAAUAUAUUUGAUUUAAUUCCCGAGCAAAAGAGCUCUCAAAUCGGUGGUGCUCCAGAUAUCGGCUGGCCUGAUAUGUUUAAUAGUGGAGUUCUUAUGCUAGCCCCUGAUAAACAACUCGCUUCACGACUUCAGAAGUUUAUCAGACGACAAACGUCAAUCGAUGGUGCGGAUCAAGGGGUCUUUAAUCAAUUUUUUAACCCAUAUUGUGCAGCCCAAAAUUCGUCCACCUAUGAAUGGGUGAGAUUGCCAUUUAUAUAUAAUGUCACCAUGCCAAAUUAUGGGUAUCAAAACUCACCGGCUCUGAAAUACUUCAAAUCUCAAGUUAAAUUGGUCCAUUUCAUUGGAGAAAAUAAGCCUUGGAAAGGUUGGGUUAGCAGCGAAAAUAAUGCUUACCAUACUAGAUGGAACAGGCUGUACCGUGAUUUUCAAGAGGAGUAUGGUUUGCUACAUUUUUUCGAAGAGAUGAGCAUUGAACCUCCCUCUGCCCCAUGCGGUCCUAAUGCUGUAGACGAUGAAACACAAGUGGUUGAUUGGGAAGGAUUGAGCGCACGGAUUAUGCAAGAUGAGCCUGAAAGGAACGAAACCUACGAAGAAGGGCCCAGAAGCGCACAACCAGAGAGAGUAUUCCCAAAAAAUGAGCCAGUACUAGAGGUUUCUCCAAAAGUUGAACCAAUCAAUGACACACCCAGCAGAACAUUCCCAAAGAUGGAAACUUUAGAGCCAACGCCGGACGUUGAGCGUAUUUUCCCCAAUAAUAAUAGUUCUCUUGAAUCUGUCGAACGUGUUUUCCCACGGGAAGACGGUAGGUAUGAUAACACUACUCCAGAGAAACUUCCAAAGGAUGACGCACCGACCCGGGAGAUAGCGAUAGCUUCAGAAGUACCUGCCGCAUUGCCCUCAAAUGAUUGUCAGCGUGUAUUUCCCGAAGAAUCUGUUGAAGGGCUGGUAAGACCUCCAAACAUUGAGACCGAAAGGCAAAACCCUGCCUCGCAAGAAUCUAAUAGCCUUGACCCUUCAGGAAACGUUUCGAAGAUCGGUAAAGUACUCGAAAUGAUAAAAGAAGAAUCGGAAGAAGCAUCGAUCCCGGAGACGAUCUUCCAAUGGGAAAAGACAAAUUACCUUCAGGAAGUCGAACGGACUUUCCCAGACUGA